GCAUUAAAUGGUUGAGUGGAUAGGACAAGAGAAAAACAGUAGCUAGUCUCUAUUUCCUCCUUUAUUUUUGUUCUUUGUCUCAUUAAUUUCUUUUACUCAAAAAAACAAAGCAAAAUGCAGUCCAUGUUAAACCUGCGUGCAACCCAUGGUGUUCCUCUCUGUCUCUCCGGAAUCACCAACCCUCUUGCUCUUUCCAAAGAGAUGGCAGAUCAUGACCGUAGAAGAAAGGCCAUGAGAAAGCAAAGAUCAAUACAUGCAAAUCAACAAAAGACUACACAAAGAAACAUUAAUAAUGAUUUUGUGGAGAUCAAAGAUGGUGAUCAAGAUCUGGAUCAAAUCUUGCAUCAAUUGUUCCAUUCUCAUGAUGACCUCACAGGUUGUUUAACUGCAAAAGCUGCUUAAUUAAUUUUCUGGAGAUUUUUAUUUUUAUUUUUAUUUUUAUUAUUGUUAUUACUAUGUUGUAACAUGUAAAAACAUAUCUUAAAUUUAUUUAAUCAUGUAAAAUGGACCCCUUUGUGCAACAUUAUUUUAUAAUUAUUAAUUCAUGUUUUUAUGAAAA
This is a messenger RNA of Cicer arietinum (chickpea), 559 nucleotides long. RefSeq lists its product as uncharacterized. Lineage: Eukaryota; Viridiplantae; Streptophyta; Magnoliopsida; Fabales; Fabaceae. The record is from RefSeq and is a predicted model, not a curated record.